Molecule: messenger RNA, 747 nt
Organism: Lycium barbarum (goji berry)
Lineage: Eukaryota; Viridiplantae; Streptophyta; Magnoliopsida; Solanales; Solanaceae
Product: RING-H2 finger protein ATL8-like
Exons: 3
Coding region: 1-747 (248 amino acids)
Source: RefSeq, a predicted model, not a curated record
AUGGCGUGUCCAGUACUUAGAUUUCUUCUAAGCACCAACUCAUCAUCUCCCUUAACUUCACCGCCACCGUCAUCGGAUCAUGUGUCAAUGGAGCCAGACUACGUCAUUAUCAUAGCAGCGCUACUCUGUGCACUGAUGUGCAUCAUAGGACUCAGCGCAACAGUUCGGUUCGUUUGGCAACACCGGGCCCGGCAAGGAGCUACCGGAGGUCAGUCAGCUGCGUUGGCAGCGGCGAAUAAAGGAUUUAAGAAGAAAGUGUUGCAGUCAUUGCCCAAUUUCAGUUUUGACCCUUCGGCAGCGACUGCAACUAGUUCGGCGGCGCUGUGUGCUAUAUGUCUGACGGACUAUACAGACGGAGAUGAGAUUAAGGUUCUGCCACAGUGUGGACAUAGGUUUCAUGUUGAGUGUGUUGACACGUGGCUGGGUUCACACUCGUCGUGUCCGUCUUGCCGUCAGAUACUCGUAGCUAGUCAGUGCCGGAAGUGCUGCGACUUCCCUGCAGUUUCCGGUCUACCAGGCAUGUCAGACUCCCAUUCUGUCAAUUUUCAAGUUGAGUCAAGCCAUCACGAGCACAACGAUGAGGGCGUACCUAACAACAACGUACCCCCAGUUAAUCCUGACCAGGUAGGGUCAUUGGUGGGAAACGUGCCGGCCGGUGGGGAUAAUGGAUCCAUGCUGCAACAACUCCAAAACCAGUUGGACAUGGAUAUAGCCCAACUACAUGCCCAGCAAGAGAUCAUAGGAUAA